AAAAAAUCGAUACCUCCAGCCUAUCGGCAGUGAGACGCAGUAAGUUCGCCCACUGACGCUUGCAGGUGACUCCUCGCGGAGCGCAUUAGUGAGAUCGAGCUGCAGAGGCCGCACUCGACGCGCACGUGUCACAUCAGCUGUCGGCUUAGUGGAGGUUUUUUGUGUUGGCAGCCUCGUCCGCGCGCUCUCGACGCGACGGGUACCGCCACGAUGCAGUUCUCGUCUAAAACGACGGCGGCACUCUCGCUCCUCGCGCUCCUCGCCGUAACGCUAGCGAAACCGUGCCCGGCGGCCGACGCGAACCUCAAAUCCCUCAACAGGGGCGACGGCAAGGUCUCGGUGACCUUCCGGUCCCAAAUCGACGAGGAGCUGCAGGUCUACUGGAUGACGCGAGACGGGGAGCAGCACGAUGUCGGCAUCCUCGAGCCGCUGGGCGAAGUUAUGCACCAGUCGUUCGAGGGCCACGCCUUCCGCGUCCGUCGGACGCUGGGGGAGAAGGAGGUCGUCGCCGAGACCCUGUUAGGUAGAACAACAAGGCAGCGCGUACUGAUCGAGGCGUGCGGCGCCGCGCUCGCCGCGCAGAGCGAGGCGCCCCUGUCACCACGAGCGGCCGAGUUCGAAGAACUAUUACAUGCGCCGGACAAGAAAUGCGAGGGGCCCUCGCACGAGUGGUCCUGCGUGCGCUAUCUGCACGAGGAGGACUUGAGGAAAAGGGACCCGCGCGACUACGGGUUACAGCCCGGCGAGGUGAGCAAGCACCGCGAGUUCAAGACCGUCGACGAGUCCUACGUCUCGCAGAUCCCCCAGAUCCCGCGUGUCACCGACGGGCCGGGCUACGCGAAGAUGUCGUUCACGCAGCCGCUACAUGAUGCUUUAACGGACUGGUACCAAGAGAGACGGAACGACUCGAUGGUUCGUCGCGGCGUCCUUCCUACGCGAGCUUUACGCCAUCGACGCGACGCCCCGCGCAGAAACCCCACGGCGUGAUCCCGGGCGGCUACACGAACAACGACAAGGUACUUAUUGAUAAGGUCAACCUCGACGAGUUCCCCGCGACGCAUCGCGCGAUCGUCAGGGAGCUGCGGGAGAUCCUCCAGUGGUGGACGGGCUUGCGGCUGAAGCACACGUCGACGUUCGGCAUCCGCGUCUACCGACGAGGCAGCAUGCUCAUCGACCACGUCGAUAGGAUGGACACGCACCUGGCAAGCGCGGUGAUCCAGGUGGAUCAAAAGGUCGACGAAAACGGGGGCUGGCCCCUCGAGCUUCUCUUAUCAAAUGGCACGGUCGCCGAGGUCUACACGCAGCCCGGCGAGGUCAUCCUGUACGAGGGCGCGUGGCUCCGGCACGGCCGACCGAUGCGGUUUCGGGGCGACGAGUUCGCGAACCUGUUCAGCCACUUCAGCCCGCUCGACUGGGACGGGCCGCGCGGCGCCGACUCCAAAAACAGAUACUACGGCGUGCCCGCGGACCGGCUGACGACGCUGCCCGACCUGACGGGCUACUCGCGGUCGACGGACUACGCGCCCCUGCCUGAUUCUAGUAGUAGUGCGGCUAAGGACGAAUUGUGAGA
Molecule: messenger RNA, 1570 nt
Organism: Pelagomonas calceolata
Lineage: Eukaryota; Pelagophyceae; Pelagomonadales; Pelagomonadaceae
Source: the annotation of a GenBank genome assembly